This is a messenger RNA of Cuscuta campestris, 5261 nucleotides long. The record is from the annotation of a GenBank genome assembly. Lineage: Eukaryota; Viridiplantae; Streptophyta; Magnoliopsida; Solanales; Convolvulaceae.
AAUAACGCUGAUGGUGCGAUGUAGAGAAACCGCCGCCGCCCUUCUGUUGAGAUCCGUAGAAGCCGCCGCAACCAGGGAGUGAAGGGGCCUGCGACAUGUCCGUCCUCCCAGCGGCCAGAAGAGCCGUGCCAUGGUCGCCGGCGGUCGAGAAAAGAUGCCCGACUUUGGAGAUCUUCGGGAAGCCCGCGGAGGAGUUGGAGGACGAGUUGAUUGUCGGUCACGGCGGCGGUGUCAUGAGAGGCAAUAAUGAGAUUGGACACUUCAUCGGUGACCGUCGAAAGGAUCCAUCCUUGAAGAAGGGCAUCAAAUUGGACCCAUUCCGUGUCAUUGUCACCGGAGGGUUUUGUGUCGCCGGGUCUCUUAAAGGUAUUUCUUCCCUACCCUGGUGCAUACUUGAUGAUUUCAAUGAUAUUUUAUCUUUUGGAGACAAAAAGGGUAGGAUCCAACAACCGGGAUGGAGAAUACAAGGUUUCCGGGAGGCUGUUGAUUUUUGUGAGCUGCAUGACUUGGGCUUCACUGGAAAUAAGUUCACUUGGGAAAGGGGCCGAGAUACACCGAAUUGGGUCUGUGAGCGACUGGACAGGGGGUUUGGGACACACCGAUGGAUGCAAUUGUUUGAUAAAAUCCAUAUGGAGCAUGUCGAAACUGUGUACAGUGACCACUCAGCUCUGUUUCUCACUGCGAGUAGCAACCGGAUAACAUAUGUACCAAAAGCCUUCAGGUUUGAGAAUGCAUGGCUUAAAGAAAUUGAUGUGCGGGAGGCGGUUGAGGAGGCUUGGAAGCUAGGGAAUGGGAGACCAAUUGUGGAGCGUAUGAACUAUUGUGGGGAGUACCUUCAUCGUUGGGGCCAACAAAAGCGAAAUAUCUUCAAAGCAAAGUUACAGGCCAGUAAAAAGCAGAUGCAAAAGUACCGUAACAGCCACGCAAUAGAACAUCGCUAUUUUUUCCGAUGUGCCCAGGAAGCCUACAAACAGGUGUUGGAGCAGCAAGAAAUGUAUUGGAAACAACGAGCUAAACAACAUUGGUUGACUUCUGGAGAUCAGAACACACGAUACUUCCACCUCUCUGCAUCAGGGCGAAAGAAGAACCACAUCACACAACUACAGAAUUCAGAGGGGAGAUGGGUAACAGCAGACAGUGGUAUGCACGACCUAAUGAGGGCUUACUUUGAGGAUCUAUUUAAGGCAUCGCCAGGAGAGACACGGUGCAUCUUGGGCACAGUGAACAAGAGGAUAACAGAGGCACAAAAUCAGAGACUUUGUGUACCAGUAGUGAAAGAGGAGGUGAAGCGGGCUGUUUUUGGUAUGCACCCGGACAAGUCCCCAGGACCGGAUGGCUUUAAUCCUGGUUUUUUCCAAGCCUUUUGGGGAGUUGUUGGGGAUGAUGUUACACAAGCAAUAAUGGAUUUUAUGGAUCGUACAGGCGAGGCUCCAGGAGGGAACAAUACUAAUAUUGUGUUGAUUCCGAAAAAGAAAGUGCCUUGUACGAUGGGGGAUCUCCGACCGAUAUCCCUAUGCAAUGUUAUUGAUAGGAUUGCUUGCAAAGUUAUGGCUAAUAGAAUGCAACAUUGGUGUGGAAAUAAUGCUAGCUUUGUUUGGCGAUCCAUUUUGGAAGGGCGACGCAUCUUGGAGAAGGGCUGUAUACGACGGAUCGGGAAUGGGGAAACAACAAAGCUGCUGGCUGCACCUUGGCUUUUGAGAAAGGAAGACCCAUAUGUUCGUUCGUGCCUUGCAGAGGAGUUGAACGAGGUCUUGGUGUCGGCUUUUAUCGAUCCAGGUACUCGAAGAUGGGAUAUGGACUUACUCCAGACACUGUUUAGCGUGGAGGAAGUCCAAGAGAUAUCACGUAUUCCAUUGGGCCUGUACAGUCGAGAAGAUGCAUGGAUCUGGAGAGACGACCUCAAAGGAUUGUAUUCAGUGAAACAUGGCUACCGAAUGAUGUACGAAGAGAGGUGGUCAGGGACAACUACAAACAACGACAUGUGGGCGUUUAUUUGGAAAAUGCAGUAUGGGAGUAUGGUUGAAUGGUUUGAGGAGGUUUGCCGAACACUCACAAAGGAAAGGGUUCAACAACUUUGUAUGGUUUUAUGGGAGGCGUGGCAACAACGGAAUCAACUUGUUUGGAAGAACAGAAGCUUGAGCAUAACCUUUGUGGCGGAAAGAGCUAUCCGAGGACUACAAGAGUGGCAAGCAGCACGCCCCGGGUCCUUAGAAGCCCGAUUGGGGUCGGGGGACCGGAUGCAUAAAUGGAGAGCACCGGUGAGAGGGGUCUUAAAGUGCAAUGUGGAUGCAAGCUUUAACAUACGUACAAGUGUGGCCCGAGUUGGAGUGGUGGUGCGGGAUGAUCAAGGAAAUUUUUUGCGAGGAGCUCACUUCGGACUAGGGCGGCUGGAAGAUGCACAAAUGGCUGAAGCAACAGGACUCCGGGAGGCAUUGAGGUGGCUUAGGAUGCCGGUUGGACAAAUGAAUCUAAGUGUCGAGAUCGACAGCGAGAGGGAGCAUGGGGAUCUGACCAAGUUCCUCACCCGGUGGAAGGAUGAAGUUGACAAAGUCGAAGAGAUGGACGAUAAAACCGCCAUGUCCCUCCUGGUCUCCGGGCUCCGUUCCGGGGAGUUAUACAAGGAAUUCUGUAGAAGGCCUCCUCAAUCUUACCAAGAGGCCUUCAAUACGGCCUGGGACUAUUCAGAUGCUGAAGCUCAAGUCUCUUCCAAGAGGGAAGCUGUGCAAGGUCCCCAGAGGGGAAGGAGUGCAGUGAAGAAGGAAAUUGAUUUACCCGGCAGGGUAAAAACGGAAGUAUUGGAGGUGAAGUCGGAGAAGAUGGAAAAGAAACCAACAGGGGAGAAGCAGUGGACGGAAAAAUACUGCUCCUUCCACAAAACUGACACCUAUAACACGACCGAGUGCAAUAGUGUUAAAGGGGUGAUAAAGCAGAUGAUUGAGGCCGGGGAACUUGGCCAGGAGUACCUUUCCCAGGCAAAACAAAAAAAGAACCAAUGGGUUCGGCCUGAAGCGCAACCGGCUGAUCAAAAUAAGAAGAAGAAAGCAGCCGGUAAAGAGCAUGUGAAGAUGAUCUACGGUGGACCGGAGGGAGGAGAUUCUGCUUUUCAAAGAAAGAAGUGGGGGCGUGAACUCUAUGUGGGUUCAGUCGCCUUUGACCCCCGGCGGAAGCAAACCAGGCGGGAGCCAAUCACCUUCAACGACCGGGAUCUUCCCAGCACCGGGGAAGAUCACAGUGACCCUUUGGUCAUCACGAUGGAUAUGGGAGGAGUUGAUGUCUCCCGGGUACUCGUUGACACCGGCAGUAGUGUCAACGUUUUGUACCUAGAGGCCUUCGAGAAACUUAAGCUGUGUCGCACACGGCUUGAGCCAUUAAAAACUCCCAUGUCCGGGUUCAUAGGAGAUUCUAUAGAAGCUGAAGGGACGAUCCUCUUAACAGUCGAGUUGGGCACGGGGGACAAGGUCGUGCAAAAGCAAAUGAGGUUCGUGGUGGUGAACAUCAAAUGUGUUCACAAUGCCAUCGUGGGCCGGCCAGUAAUCAACAAAGUCCGUGGAAUCAUCUCCAUGGCCCACUUAUGCAUGAAGUUCUAUACACCGGGCGGUAUAGGACAAGAGGUGGAGAAAGAGGAAGACCGGAUGGGGUUGGAACCGGGCGAAGAAACGGAGGAGAUUGUUCCCAGGGAGACAUUCCCGGAAAAAAUGGUGAGGAUUGGCCAGGACUUACCCGAAGGACUUCGAGAAGAGAUCAUCUCAGUCCUCCGGGAGUAUGCUGACAUAUUCUCCUGGAGUGUGGCGGAUUUGCCGGGCAUUGACCGUUCUAUUAUAUGCCACCAGUCGCCUGUAAUAGAAGGCGAUAACAGAGAUGAGGUCGCCCAGUUCCUUGAAGGACGUCCAGCGACUGACCGGCGGCUGGCAGCUCUGAGCCGUUUCUUGUCCCGGUCAGCUGAAAGAGUCUUACCCUUCUUCAAAGUCCUGAAGAAGGGAAGCACCUUCGAGUGGAGCCGGGAGUAUGAAGAGGCCUUUCAACAGCUAAAAGAGUACUUAGUUUCUGACAUAGUUUUGUCUAAACCCAAGCCGGUUGAGACUUUGUAUUUGUAUCUGGGCAUAUCCCAAAAUGUUGUAAGUUUUGUUUUGAUAAGGAAUGAAGAUGGCCAGAGGCCUAUUUACUAUGUGAGCAAAGCACUUAAUGGGGCAGAAAGCCGGUACACUGCUAUUGAAAAGACAGCGUAUGCACUUUUUAUAACGGCCACAAAACUGACCACAUACUUCCAAGCCCAUGCAGUAGAAGUACUGACCGAUCAGCCACUUGGUCUGGUCCUCCAUAGCUCAACUUCUUUGGGAAGAAUGAUCAAGUGGGCAAUAAUGCUCACCCAGUUCAAAAUAGAUUACAAACCUCGAACUGCGAUCAAGGGUCAGGCCCUACCCGACUUCCUGGUUGAACUGACUGGUCUGGAACCUGAAGCGGGACCAUCCCAUACGGUCGAACCGUGGUGGGACAUGGCCCUUGACGGGGCUUCCAGGCCAAAAGGUUGUGGGGCCGGGAUAGUUUUCACUACUCGUGAAGGAUUCAAGAUUUACCAUGCCAUGAUGUUUAACUUCAAGCUCACCAACAACGAAGCGGAGUAUGAGGCACUAGCCGGCGGGCUUAGAUUGGCCUGGGCACUCGGUAUUAAAAGGAUGAGGAUUCGGUCAGAUUCAAGCCUGGUUGUUGGACAGGUUAAUGGAGAAAUGGAGGUCAAAGAAGAACGCCUCACAUGGUAUAGUGAUCUAAGUCGAGCUCUUUUGAGAGAACUGGAGGAGUUCCGUCUGACCAGGAUACCCUGGUCAGAAAACACUGAUGCUGAUAUGAUUUCCAAAUUGAUGCAAUCCUGCCCGGAGCAUGUGUCAAAGUUGGCAAAAAUUGAAAUAUUGGACCUAUCAAGUGUUGACCGGCUAGAAGUUGCGGACGUCCAAGAGGACCAGAGCUCGCCGGUUGGGGUGAUCAAAGCGGACGAAUGCUAGCGAUAUGAUCUCAUGGAAUAUUUAAUGACUGGACGGAAACCGGACGAUGAGGAACGUGCCAGAAAAGUAGUCCUGCGAGCCCCCCGGUUUCAGGUUUUGGAUGGCCAUUUAUACAAACGCGAUAUUGGGGGACCUUUGCUGCGCUGCCUCACUAACCCGGAGGCAGAACGGGUGAGAGCCGAGGUGCACGAGGGUGUCUGCGGCUCUGCGCUGCCCACCAGAUGUCCCGUACACUGGCCUAAAGAAUAAUUCUGCUUGGUUAUU